Molecule: messenger RNA, 1317 nt
Organism: Fusarium oxysporum Fo47
Lineage: Eukaryota; Fungi; Ascomycota; Sordariomycetes; Hypocreales; Nectriaceae
Exons: 4
Coding region: 1-1317 (438 amino acids)
Biological process (GO): secondary metabolite biosynthetic process
Molecular function (GO): monooxygenase activity; FAD binding
Source: RefSeq, a predicted model, not a curated record
AUGGCGGCUCACAAAUCCGGUAUCAAGGUCAUCAUCGUUGGGGCCGGCUUUGGCGGUUUGACUGCCGCUAUUGAAUGCCAUCGGCAGGGUCAUGACGUUGAGAUCUAUGAGUCCUUUCCUGAGCUCAAAGUUCUCGGAGACAUCAUAUCAUUUGGUGGCAAUGCCGGCAGGAUCUUUAAUCGCUGGUCUGAUGGAGAGAUUGUAGCCCGUCUACGCCCGUUAUGCAUCGACAUACAAGAAUAUGGCUUCAGAAUUCACAAAUGGGACACAGGAGAGGUCGUAUAUCAUCAAAAACGACCCCCUCCUAACCCUGAAGCCCCAGUAUUGAACGGUCAUAGAGGCGAGCUGCAUGAGAUUAUCUUCAAUUAUGCACGUGAUGAGCUGUGCAUUCCAAUUCAUCUCGGCCAACGAGUGUCUGAGUAUUUUGAGGACAAUACACAAGCUGGUAUCAUACUGAAGACUGGAGAAAAGAUUACUGGCGAUGUGGUGAUAGGUGCUGAUGGGGUGAGGUCAAAGGCAAGGGAGCUUGUUCUAGGAUAUGUCGACAAGCCCAAGAGCAGUGGAUACGCUGUUUGGAGAGCAUGGUUCUCGAACAAAGACAUGAUACAAGACCCCUGCACAAAAGAGUUCUGCGAGAACGGCGAUACCUUUAACGGCUGGAUCGGACAAGAUGUGCACUUCUUGUUCUCGACCUUGAAAGGGGGUAAGGACUGCUGCUGGGUACUGACCCAUAAAGAUGACCACGAUAUCGAUGAGUCAUGGUCGUUCCCUGGUAAGAUAGAAGAAGUGCUAGAGCUCCUGAAGGAUUGGGAUCCUACAUGCCGAGCGAUUGUGGAAAAAACGCCGUCAGUAGUUGAUUGGAAACUGGUCUAUCGCGAUCCGUUACCGACUUGGAUCAGCAACAAAGGGCGAAUAGCACUUCUUGGUGAUGCUGCUCAUCCUUUCUUACCGACGAGUGCUCAAGGCGCAACUCAAGCUAUGGAAGAUGGCGUUACUGUUGCUGUCUGCUUGAAGCGCGCGGGGAAGAGUAACAUCCCUGGUGCACUUAAGGCUCAUCAGAGUCUGAGAUAUGAGCGCGUGAAAGCGGUUCAGAAGACAGGAGAGUCAACCAGAGAUCUUUGGCACAAGACGGAUUGGGGUAAAGUCAAGGACAAUCCUAGCAGCAUCGGAUUCCCGCGCGAGGAUUGGAUUCACCAAUUUGAUGCUGAACGGUAUGCAGAGGAGAAUUUCGAGAGUGCUCUCAAAACUCUAUGGCAUGAGGUCAAGGAUAAUGUCCUGAUCGAUGGGGCCCCUACAAUGGCGCAAGUAGCGGGCUAG